Messenger RNA from Morus notabilis, 3036 nucleotides. Its product is annotated as cyclin-T1-3. Gene Ontology annotation, molecular function: cyclin-dependent protein serine/threonine kinase activator activity. NCBI's taxonomy places the organism in Eukaryota, Viridiplantae, Streptophyta, Magnoliopsida, Rosales, Moraceae. The coding region runs from base 260 to 1531 and encodes 423 amino acids. Gene Ontology annotation, cellular component: cyclin/CDK positive transcription elongation factor complex; nucleus. Gene Ontology annotation, biological process: regulation of transcription by RNA polymerase II; positive regulation of DNA-templated transcription, elongation. The transcript is spliced from 9 exons. The record is from RefSeq and is a predicted model, not a curated record.
AUUACGAGGCAAAAGAGAGAGAUAGAGGAAAAAAAAAAAAAAAAAAAGAAGCUUGUUGCAAUUUCGUUCACCUUCGGUUUGCUAAACUUUUCUUUUCGGACUCUAGGGUUGGAGUUUCGUAGAACUUCAACAAAUUUUCGGAUACUAGGGUUCGUCCUUUCUCGUUAGGUGAUUCUCUGUUUUUUUUUCCCGGCUAAAACAUAAGGUGAAAGGUGGCUGGGAAUCUUCUGCACUAGGAAAUGCGAGUGUUUCAACAACCAUGAUCGUGUUGGAAGAAUCUCAAUUCCCUGUGCGUAAGUGGUAUUUCAGUAAAGACGAAAUUGAUAAUCAUUCUCCGUCUAGAAAGGAUGGUAUCGACCUGAAAAGGGAGUCACAUUUGCGGAAGUUGUAUUGCUCCUUUCUUCAAGAGAUCGGCAUGAAGCUAAAAGUGCCUCAGUUGACAAUUGCUAGUGCAAUGAUGAUGUGCCACCAAUUUUAUAUGCGCCAGUCUCUUGCUAAGAAUGAUUGGCAGACAGUUUCAACUGCAUGCAUCUUUCUUGCUUGCAAAGUAGAAGAAACACCAUGCUUUUUGAAUGAUGUUGUGGUUGUUGCUUAUGAGAUGAUGAACAAAUGGGAUCCUUCUGCAUCUCGAAGAAUCAAACAGAAAAAUGAAGUUUUUAAUAAGCAGAAGGAAGUAAUCUUAGUUGGGGAAAGACUUGUGUUGUCAACUAUCGCUUUUGAUCUUAAUAUUCAGCUUCCUUACAAGCUGCUUGUCACGGCUUUAAAGAGAUUGGACAUUUUUCCUAACCUUGCUAAGGUGGCGUGGAAUUUUGUUAAUGAUUGGCUUCGCACAACAUUGUGCUUGCAGUACAAGCCCCAUUAUAUUGCUGCUGGCUCAUUAUUUCUUGCUGCCAAAUUACAAAAGGUGAAACUGCCUAAAGAAAAGGGAAGAGUUUGGUGGCAGGAGUUUGAUAUUUCACUAAAACAAUUAGAAGAGGUCAUUCAAGAGAUGCACAGAUUGUUGGGGCAGGACAGAAAAGAAGCUCUUCCAUCCACAGACAGGCCAAUUCAAUCUAAAGCUGUAGUUCAAAAGCCGUUAGAAAUUAGCUCUCAAUCAAGUAUUUCUUCGAGUGGGUCGAUUUCCAACAACCAUUCUAGCCGUGGAAAUUUAGCAGAAGAAAGAGGAUCUACAGAAUACUUGGCAUCUAAUUGUAGCCAGAAUCUGAUAGAGGGUGUUAACUGCACAACAGUGAAAAGUGUUUUACCAUGCCGGACAAGCGACAGUGGUAGUGCAAGUACUGUUGUUGAGGAAGGGGAUUAUGAGGCGAAAACAAUGGAGGUUUUCUCUGCUCAGAAUAACUCUACUAAGAUUGAUGGUAACCGCAUUAGGGAGACCUUGAAAAGGAGGAAGUCUGAUGGAGUCAUAAAGAAGUUGUCAGAAGCGAUGGGAGCUGAAAUGGGCAAUGAAGCCUGGAUAGAAAGUGAGGUAGAGAACAGAAUAGAGACUAUGAAUAGGGCCGCCAAGAAGAAACACAGAUGUUGUGAGGUUUAAUCGAAUUGAAGCUGGAGUUUUAUGCCGCUCGUGAAACAGACAACUUCCCUGAUGAGAUGUGUACAUAUUGCUUCCAGCAUAAUUUUGUUGGCUGCUUGUUUUUUUUUUUUUUUUUUUGGCCAUAUAUUGUGUCUUGACACGAGUUUGAAACUUGUACAAUCUACGGUUUCUCUUUAUAUUGUAUAUGCAGGCAUUCCACUUGGCGGUGCAAUCUCAUGUAGGAAUUGCGACUUGCAAGGUUAUAUUAUUUUUUGCAGAUAGCAUCUUAACCGUCGGUGAACAGUUUGGCUUGAUAUGGUAGUUAUUCCUCAUGGUGAAAAUGAAAGAUAUAUAUAUAUAUAUAUGUAUUUAUGUACUUCAUUUUUGGUCCUUCUAGUGGCCACUUAUCUGCUGACUUCAACGUAUUAAUCCCCAAUCAGUAGAGUAUUUUCUCGUACCUCGUCACAACUCAUCAAUGUUACUGCAUCAAUGAAUGAAGAUAAUGUUUCUUGAUGGGCUAGCUUUCUCACGUGCUAUCAGAAGGCAAUAUGGCGACUUUGUUAUCAAUUGACAGCGACUCAAUGACUACUGAUCGACUUAACAGCUUCUUUUAAGAAAGAAAAUAUUUACUAUCAGUUUGACGCCUUUGACUGUCCACGAUGUUACAGAUGGAUGGAAGAAACAUUGUUUUUUCUUUUAAUCCUGUAAUUUGCAUUAAAGUCUGAGGUUGACAUCAACAUAGGAAAAAAAAAAAAAGGAAGGUUUGGGACGUGAAAUGCUUUAACAUUCCUUCUAUUUGGAUGAGAGAAGCGCUUGUCAUAUAUUGGUUGCUUUUGCUCUUUAUUAUCCCUCUUUGACCAACAGUUCCCCACAUCUUGGGCACACACGGAAAUGUGAUAUAAAGAUUCCUAGCACAAAAUAUUCAACAUGACACGGCAAAUUUUAUUUCAUGUCACAGAGUUCCAGUGUUUGAAGAUGUAGAGCCAUGUUUGUGACCCAUUUUCUAUCUGGUCUCUUAGAAGAAGGAAAUCGAAAUGUGGGAUCAAUCAAUCAACAAAAAAGAAGGGGAAAAAAAAAAAACAAAAAACAAAACAAAACAUGUCCCCUAUAUAGUUCCUUCAUAACCAAGGGUGUGUAGUGGAUUCAAAACCAGCAUUGUGGAUCAUAGGGUCAAUUAAUCAUGCAUUGUGAUAUAGCUAUAAUUUCUUUUAAAAGAGAAAAUAAGGAAAAGAAAGGGAAAAGCUGAUAGAUUAUAGGGAAUCACAUAUAAUAAGGAAAAUAAUGUUAUUUAUAUGGUUGAGUGGGCAUAGAAAGCAAUGAAAAGCAUGGCCCCAUAAGUGUUGGAUUUCAUGCCCCUGAGCUUGAGAAGGCAUAUAUUCUCCUGUUCCGGUUUUUUGUCUUCUUCUCAAGACAACUUUUAAAUCCUGCAACUUUAGACCUCCUUUUAAGGGUUUUGCCAAAUAUUUGACCUAAAAGUUUUAUUUACAUAUUCGAGUGAAAAAGCAACACCAAUCAAUAUUAGACUU